Molecule: messenger RNA, 1031 nt
Organism: Enterobius vermicularis (human pinworm)
Lineage: Eukaryota; Metazoa; Nematoda; Chromadorea; Rhabditida; Oxyuridae
Source: the annotation of a GenBank genome assembly
AUGUGUGAAACGGCGAUGCCGCAAAUAAAUAAUCAUAAUUUAAUCUUAAAUGAAGAGGAAUGCACGUCACAAGAAAGUCAGCAGCACCUUUUGGCUCAUUAUUCGCGUGGAGUGUUGGAUUCUGGACAAAUGCAACAUGACCGGGAUGAAGAAGAUGAAGACGAAGUUGUUGAUGAAGAUGACGAAGAAAUCGACGAAGAGGAACAGUUUGAGCAGUCAACUCAGCAAACUACCAGUGAUACACCACAGAAAUCGUUGUCAUCAAACCAGGAAGUUGUCGAGUUGAAGCAUAACAUGAUAUAUUUACAGCAUCAGAUUACUCUGUUGAUGAAUGCGUUGCAUGUUCCUGCGUGUAAAUGUGAUAUUUGUAAGCCGAUAUAUCAAAAUCAGUUUGAGCUAUUUACAAAACUGAAAGAAGCAACGUUGGAAUCAUCACCGUCAUUAAAACUCCCAGCAAAACAGGAGCCGGCAAAAGCAACCGAGGCAAAAAGUGAUUCCCGACCUGAAGUUAAGAACCAAUCCAACAUGGCUCAACAAAAGCCUGUUGUUCCUGUCCCUGUCGAGACACCUGUUACACAGACAAUUAACACUCCAAGCAGUAAUGCUACUACAAUAACGAAUGCUCCAACUAUGAAGGAAUGCGAAACUUGGUUGCAACACGUCCUUUCUCAGUCUGGUAUGGGAACAAUUGCUCAACCGAAUCUCGCAAGUUUAGCAAAUGCUCUAGGGUUCAGUUUCCCUGUGCACAAGGCAUUUAAUGGAACCCCUACAGCAAACAGCUAUCCUCCUCCCACUUCUGGCGGUCGUAAAUCUAAGUACUGUUCGCCCGCAGAGAAGAAGGCUGUUGCGGAUUACGCAAAUAUUCACGGAGCGAGCGCUGCUGCCCGGAAAUUUAUUAUUCCCCUACCAGUCGCUGCGUACUAUCACAGGAAAGAAUAUAAAAGAAGUAAACAUUUAAUUUUUGUUUCGCUAAUUUUUAAAAAUCGUGGUUGGUUUUUUUGCGCCACAUUUAGUGAAACUUUUUAUUGAAA